Molecule: messenger RNA, 1995 nt
Organism: Lasiosphaeria miniovina
Lineage: Eukaryota; Fungi; Ascomycota; Sordariomycetes; Sordariales; Lasiosphaeriaceae
Exons: 3
Coding region: 1-1995 (664 amino acids)
Source: RefSeq, a predicted model, not a curated record
AUGGUGCACUCAAGCAUGCUCGCCUCCCUCGUAUGGGCCACGGGGCUCGGCCUCGUCUCGUCGUCCCCGACACCCAUGGUGCCCGUGCUGGAGACCCGCACGCUGCCCGGCCAGACCGUGUCGGACACCAUGAAGGGGCUCGCACGGGGCCUCAGCAAGGUGAGGGUCAAGGGCAGAGACAUAUCCUUCCAGAGCAACAAGACGGUUCUCGACACGAGUUGGAACGGAGCCGUCCUGUACAAAGACGCCACAAACGGGACCGUCAACGGCAAGGACGACAAGGCCGGCAAGUUCACGGCCGAGGUUGGCGUCGAGAUCCAGUGCAAGACAUGCUACCUCAAGGGCGCCGCAUCGGCCUCCUUCACCGUCAAGGGCAACGCCAGCGAGAUCUUCACGGCGUACAUCGACCAGGUGCAGGACGUGGCCGAGAACAUCACCGAGGGCGUGUUCGACCAGAUCGGCCUCGCGGCCAAGCAGACCUUUGGCAACAUCAUCAGCGACGGACUCGACAUUGACGACUUUGUCAUGCCCACGCUCAACGUCAGCCUCGACAUCGACCUGCCGCCGCUGCCGUCGGUGGACAUCAAGUUCGAGUUCGACGCCGGGCUGGAGCUGUACGUCGAGCUGGGCGUCAAGCUGCACGCCGGCGCCACGUACUCGCUCAACCUGUUCUCGUCCAACACGCCCAUCGGCGUGGCGCUGGGGCCCGACAUCUUGGCCGGCGUGGCCGUGACGGUCGACCUGAUCCUCGACAUCCAGGCCGCCAUCGAGAUCACCAGCGGCUUCCACCUCAAGGUCGACAAGCCGCUGGGCAUGGAGCUGACCAUGUUCAGCACCAACCUGUCGCACAUCGACUUCCCCGGCGGCCAGUUCGAGUUUCUGCCCGUCACGCUCGUGUCCGACUCUGCCGUGCUCAAGGGCGUGCUGCGCGUCGCCCUCAGGGCCGGCCUCGCCUACAAGACGCCCAAGCUCAACUCGGUCUUCAUCCCCGACAAGCUGGAGGAGAAGCUCACCUUUGGCGCCGGCGUCGCCGUGUCCGUCUUCGCCAACAUGGCCGAGUUCGUCACUAACGUGACGGGGCCGAGCAUCUCCACGUCCGACGACGCCGCCACCAAGCAAAAGUGCGACCUCGAGGUCGUCGAGGUGUACAAGUUCGCGCUCGGCAUCGCCGCCGGCGCCACCAUCAACGCCGGCACGCACACAUGGGGGCCGACGCCCAACACGUCCAUCGACAUCUUCUACAAGACCCUCGGCGCCAUCUGCGCAACCCGCGGCACGCCGGCCGCCUCGUCCGCCACCACCGACCUCGCCGUGCUCGUCGGCCGCCAGGCCCCGCUGACCACGACCACGCUCACGUCGACCGGCACCUUCACGGGGCAGACCUGCGCGUCCAGCGGGCUCGUCAACUGCCCCGCCUCCCUGCAAGCGUCGUCGACAUUCAAAUCAGUCUUCACCCUCGUCACCGCCGUGGCGCAGGGCGUAACCCCAACAUUCCCCGCAACGCAGAUCGCGUCGGUGGCCAGCGCGAUCCCGUUCGGGUCGGCCGCGAACGCCAUCAGUUCGGCCAUCGGCACGCCGACCGAGUUCGUCCCGCCCGUCGUCAACUCGGGCUUCCCCAACCUGCCCGACCCGAGCCAGAUUGCGGCGGACGUGCGCUCGUGGCUCGAGCGAGACACGAAUGGGGUUAGCAAUAAGAUUAUUCUCGGCGUGUCGGUCGGCCUCGGCGUGCCGGUCUUGAUUAUGCUGAUCUCGUGUCUGGUGUACGUGUUUAUCUCCCCUCUCUUUUCUCCUGAGGAAGUGAUGCUGACAGUCUGCAGAAUGUGCUGCCGCCGCCGCCGGUACAACCCCGUGCCGACCCAGCCGCCCGUCCCCAACCAGACCAUUAUCAACGUCGGCGCCCCCGCCGCCGUGCCCCCGCCCAUGCCCUACAAGCAGCCGCUCGUCUCGGCCCAGGAGCAACACAGCAACAGCAACAGCGACCACAACAGCUACUGA